Messenger RNA from Blastomyces dermatitidis ER-3, 1658 nucleotides. RefSeq names its product VanZ domain-containing protein. The coding region runs from base 327 to 1040 and encodes 237 amino acids. NCBI's taxonomy places the organism in Eukaryota, Fungi, Ascomycota, Eurotiomycetes, Onygenales, Ajellomycetaceae. The transcript has 2 exons. The record is from RefSeq and is a predicted model, not a curated record.
GAGGAACACCAAAACACAACAACCACGGCAAAGACUCCGCAGACAAGAGUAUAUAUCAGAUCUAAUUAUCAUAUCCACUGCUACGGUGCACACGAAACUUCUCUCCUCAUAUCUCCUCCGCUUCGCCAAACCAAAAGAUAUGGCCAUCCAGGUUUCCGGCCUGCUGUCAUCUGCUUACUGAACCCCCGUCAUCCGCCAUCUCACCCGCACGCUUUCUCCCACGAUCAUAAGCUUUCCCUAGAACCACACAACUAUAGAGUGGAGUACGCACAUCCACGGGAAUUUUGUUAUUCUGCACAUUAAUUCCACACAAUUAAGCUACUGCCAUGCUGCGGAUACGUUACCCAUUCGCUGGCGCAUUUGUUGUCCUCUGCCUCCUAUCCGCUUACGUCGGCCUCCUUCCAAAUAGCGACAAUGCGACUCCAGGCGGAGAUGACAAGAAUAAAUCACCCACCUCCACCCGUCCUUCUCUCCAACCCAAUGACAAAGUCCUCCACCUCGUAACCUUCUUCUUCCUCUCCCUCACAUUCUACUGGGUCCUGGAUACCACACGCCGACGCACCCUCCACCUGACCAUCAUGGUCUGCACAAUGGGUCUCGGAAUCGGUUCGGAAGUCCUGCAAGCCCUCCUCCCCAACGGCCGUUCUUUCGACCCCUUCGAUGUCCUCGCAAAUAUCGUCGGCAGCCUAGGCGCUGUCGGCUUAUGUACAUGGUACCACAAACGGAUGCUGGAACGGCGGCGCAAGGCACGCUUUGGCACGGGGUUGGACGAAGCAGGCGAUGAUGUUGAGCUGGGAGGCGUUGGUGUAGAGAACGGGGAUCAUAGUGGACUUGGUCCGCAGGAAACAGGUGUCACGAGGGCGCCACGGACGCUGGAGCAGGAGGUGGACAAUUGGGAUGAGAAUGCGGUGGAUAAUUGGGAGGAAGGGGAUGACGAUUUCCAGACGAGGACGAGCGCGGAAGGUGAUGGGCAACGGACUCCCCCGAGUAGUUCGGGGAAUGAUGAUAUUGAGGAGGCCCGGAAGAUACGUCCUGAUUGAUCAAUUGAUUGAUUGCUCCAUUUUCGACUUCUAUCUUUUUUCGUUUCGUUUGAUUUGAUGGGCUAGCGAAUAGAUAAUUGAUUGGGUUUUUGGCUGGAUAAAAUAUCUAUUUUUUUUGUUUUAGUACGACAGGAAGGAAAGCAAGCGACAGCUUACAGGUACGCAAGGGCAAAAAAGAAUUGCAAGCGGGAAAUAUACUCCAGCGGGUAGCGGGUUCAUAUAUUGCUUCUCGACUUUAUUUUUAUUUUUAUUUUUAUUUCUAUUUAUUUUUAUUAUUUUUGGUUUUCGCUCCAUCUUGAUUGCAAUUUAUGACAAACUGUAUACAACUUUCUAAAACACAUGUAGCGCAUAACGGCACAUGUUUACGGAUUAUUUUUUGCUCCGCUUUCACCUAAAGUCCGAUCGAGGGUAGCAUCUUAAGAAUACAGUAAGUGGGCGCUUGCUGUCCAGGCAAUAUACUACUAAAUAUACCUGUGAGAAUGACCUCCCACCGUUCCCGUUAUGAAUGCAAUCUAGUAUAUAUAAUAUGUUCAAGGCCGUGUUUCGUUUCAGUUAUAAUCGUUUUGCCUUUUGUCUCAACAUUUCAAGAUGUUACAAUAUUGUAACUACUUAGCUUGA